Vombatus ursinus (common wombat) is the source of this 1749-nucleotide messenger RNA. RefSeq names its product solute carrier family 17 member 6 (gene SLC17A6). Gene Ontology annotation, molecular function: neurotransmitter transmembrane transporter activity; L-glutamate transmembrane transporter activity. Gene Ontology annotation, biological process: synaptic transmission, glutamatergic; monoatomic anion transport; transmembrane transport. Lineage: Eukaryota; Metazoa; Chordata; Mammalia; Diprotodontia; Vombatidae. Bases 1 to 1749 code for a protein of 582 amino acids. The transcript has 12 exons. The record is from RefSeq and is a predicted model, not a curated record. Gene Ontology annotation, cellular component: synaptic vesicle membrane; excitatory synapse.
AUGGAGUCGAUAAAACAAAGGAUUUUGACCCCUGGCAAAGAGGGGCUGAAGAAUUUUGCUGGAAAAUCUCUCGGCCAAAUCUACAGGGUGCUCGAGAAGAAGCAGAAGACUGGGGAGACUAUUGAGCUGACCGAGGAUGGGAAGCCCCUGGAGGUGCAGGAGAAAAAGGCGCCACUCUGCGACUGUACCUGCUUCGGUCUGCCACGCCGCUAUAUCAUAGCUAUCAUGAGUGGCCUGGGCUUCUGCAUUUCCUUCGGGAUCCGCUGCAACCUGGGGGUGGCCAUCGUGGACAUGGUGAACAACAGUACCAUACACCGAGGGGGGAAGAUCAUCAAGGAGAAAGCCAAAUUUAACUGGGACCCGGAAACCGUGGGGAUGAUCCAUGGGUCCUUCUUCUGGGGUUACAUCAUCACUCAGAUCCCCGGAGGCUACAUCGCGUCCCGCCUGGCCGCCAACAGGGUUUUUGGAGCUGCCAUACUCCUCACCUCCACCCUCAAUAUGCUAAUCCCAUCUGCAGCUAGAGUGCACUAUGGCUGUGUUAUAUUUGUUAGGAUCUUACAAGGGCUUGUUGAGGGAGUCACCUAUCCUGCCUGCCAUGGGAUAUGGAGUAAAUGGGCCCCUCCUUUAGAAAGGAGCAGACUAGCAACCACUUCAUUUUGUGGUUCCUAUGCGGGAGCUGUGAUUGCUAUGCCUUUAGCCGGGAUUCUUGUGCAAUAUACUGGAUGGUCUUCAGUGUUUUAUGUCUAUGGGAGUUUUGGAAUGGUCUGGUAUAUGUUUUGGCUUUUGGUGUCUUAUGAGAGCCCUGCUAAGCACCCGACCAUUACAGAUGAAGAACGAAGGUACAUAGAAGAAAGCAUUGGAGAGAGUGCCAAUCUUUUAGGGGCAAUGGAAAAAUUCAAGACUCCAUGGAGAAAAUUUUUUACAUCUAUGCCAGUCUAUGCAAUUAUUGUUGCAAACUUCUGCAGAAGCUGGACCUUUUACUUGUUGCUUAUUAGUCAACCAGCUUACUUCGAGGAGGUCUUCGGAUUUGAGAUCAGCAAGGUGGGAAUGUUAUCUGCCGUGCCUCACCUAGUGAUGACGAUCAUUGUGCCAAUUGGAGGACAAAUUGCUGAUUUUCUAAGAAGCCGGCAGAUUCUUUCAACUACUACAGUGAGGAAGAUCAUGAAUUGUGGAGGCUUUGGCAUGGAAGCCACACUGCUGUUGGUCGUGGGCUAUUCUCAUACUCGGGGAGUAGCUAUCUCCUUCUUAGUGCUUGCAGUGGGCUUCAGUGGCUUUGCUAUCUCAGGAUUCAAUGUCAACCACUUGGAUAUUGCACCAAGAUAUGCCAGUAUCUUAAUGGGUAUUUCAAAUGGUGUUGGUACAUUGUCAGGAAUGGUUUGCCCUAUCAUUGUUGGUGCAAUGACAAAGAACAAGUCCCGGGAAGAGUGGCAGUAUGUCUUUCUGAUUGCAGCCUUAGUCCACUAUGGUGGAGUUAUAUUUUAUGGAAUCUUUGCUUCGGGUGAGAAACAACCCUGGGCAGAUCCUGAAGAGACCAGUGAAGAAAAGUGCGGCUUUAUUCAUGAAGAUGAACUUGAUGAAGAAACAGGGGACAUUACUCAAAAUUAUGUAAAUUACAGUACCACAAAGUCCUAUGGGGCAACAACACAGGCCAAUGGUGGUUGGCCCAAUGGGUGGGAGAAGAAAGAAGAAUUUGUACAAGAAGAGGUCCAAGACUCAUACAUCUAUAAGGAAAGAGAAGAUUAUUCUUAA